Aspergillus aculeatinus CBS 121060 is the source of this 1530-nucleotide messenger RNA. Its product is annotated as nucleotide-diphospho-sugar transferase. The record is from RefSeq and is a predicted model, not a curated record. NCBI's taxonomy places the organism in Eukaryota, Fungi, Ascomycota, Eurotiomycetes, Eurotiales, Aspergillaceae. The coding region runs from base 99 to 1313 and encodes 404 amino acids. The transcript has 3 exons. Gene Ontology annotation, molecular function: glycosyltransferase activity.
CACCAACUUAGGUCAUCUUGUUUUGAAGGUCAAUUCCUAUGGGAGACGCAAUGCUAUCUGAUCUACCUUAACCUCUUUGACAGAGUCUUCGAACCACCAUGGCCAUCAAGAAAGUGCCAGUCCUCCCUUACCGUCGAGGCUCGGACGCCUCCGAGGCCGACUUCUUCGACAUCCCCGACGAACCCUGCUGGGCCAUCAUCAAGCGGCAGCUGCGACACCUUCGGACCUGGGUCGCCUUCAUAUUCUUCGUCCUCUUUAUCCUCUUCCUCCGCCGAGAGAAGCCUCCGCCACCCAAAGUGACCCAUAUCGAUUACAGCCGCGUGGACUGGUCCCGCUACGCUUACAGCCAAUAUGCCACCUCGAGCCCUUACCUCUGCAACGCCCUGUUGACAUUCGAUGCCCUUGAUCGCCUAGGUAGCAAGGCGCAGCGCGUGCUCUUCUACCCUGAGAACUGGGAUGUGAUUGUCGAGAGUGACCGGGAUCGGGAUAGUCAAAUGCUGGCGCUGGCGUAUGAAAAGUACGGCGCGCUGCUGGUGCCGAUUGAUGUUCAGAUGGUCAAGGCCGGAGCUGGUCCAAGCGAAUCCUGGGACAAAAGCACCAGCAAGUUCCUCGCCUUCGGCGAAACCGAAUUCGACCGGAUCAUCCACAUCGACUCGGACGCGACCCUCCUCCAGAACAUGGACGAGCUAUUCUUCCUGCCGUCCGCCCAGGUGGCCAUGCCCCGCGCCUACUGGCAGCUCCCGGACACGCGGCAGCUCUCGUCGCUGCUGAUCGUGCUCGAGCCGUCCUUCAAGGAGUUCUACGCGCUGACGGCGGCCGGCGAGGCGGUAACGUACGGGCAGGUUAACACGACCGGCACGACGACCGCCCGGUACGACAUGGAGCUGAUGAACGAGCGGUACGGCGACUCGGCGCUCGUGCUGCCGCACCGCCAGUACGGGCUGAUCACGGGCGAGUUCCGCGCCGACGACCACCGCGCCUUCCUGGGCAACGACUGGGAGGCGUGGGACCCCGAGCGCGUCCUCAGCGAGGCCAAGCUCGUGCACUUCUCCGACUGGCCGCUCCCCAAGCCGUGGAUCAUGUGGCCGCAGGAGUUGCUGGCCGAUAUGCUGCCCAAGUGCAAGGUCAAGCCCGGGACGCUCCAGGAGAGCGGGUGCAAGGAUCGCGAGAUUUGGAAGAAGCUGUAUGAUGAUUAUCGACGGAGGCGGAGGGACGUAUGCAAGCUCCUCAGUUACCCGGCACCAAACUGGCCCCCACGGGACGUGCCCGAGCCUCCUCCCUCGCAGGAGGAAGCGACUCCACCACUCUCAUGAUUAUCGCGUAUACCAUUCACGGGCUUUUUUUUUCUCGGCGCCAUCGGGUGUUUCUGUUAGAUCGGUGUGGGAUUCAAGGAAUUUUUCUCGUUUCGAAAUAGAUGGUUGUAAUGUAACUCUAGAGCAUUUUCUUGUGUGUAUACUAGCCGCAGGAUGGAUCGGGACAUAUUGAGAAUAUUGUAUAUAGAGAAGGACUCAGUAGUCUGGUCACAUGUCA